AUGCGCCUUUGUCUAAAGAGUGGUUCCUGGUACCCUUUACCAAAGGAGGCAAAGGCUCAGGUUGCAGCUUUUCUCAGGAAAGCUGGAGAGGCAGUGCAUCCAGAUGCAAACGUUAGGUUCAUUAUCGCCCCACAUGCCGGUCUGGUGUACAGUGGCUUGACUGCGGCGCACUCUUAUUCAUCCAUCGACCCUACACGUUAUACCUCAGUUGUUAUGUUAGGUGUUUGCCACGCUUUUCAUCAACGAGGCCUGUCUACGAGCCCAUUUGCGUCCUGGGCCAAUCCGUUGAUGGAAAAGGGGUCGCCAUCCCUCUCUAUGGAGACAAUUCCGGGUCUUCCUAGUUGCCAAAAAGAUGAUUGUGAGGAAGAACAUAGUCUAGAGUUGCAAAUACCUUUCCUCGCACACGUGUUUGCUAACCAAAUUGAGGCUGGUACCGUCAAGUUUUCCGCGGUGUACUGCAGCUAUGGUGCUACAAGGACAGAGAUUGACUCCCUGAUGGACUAUGUCACCGAACACAACUCGCUUAUCGUCGUGUCCAGUGACUUUUGUCACUAUGGUCCACGGUUCCAAUUUACACCGAUGAUACAAGGUAAAACAGCGAAUGAAACAGUCACAAUGCUGGAUAAUAAGUGCAUAAAUGGAGUUAUGCUGGGCGCAAACUCGUUUGAAGAGGCUUUGAAAGAAACCCAAAACACCGUUUGCGGACAAUACACCAUAUUGACGUGUCUGCGUGUUUUAGAGGGACUCAAAUUGGACGUUAAGAAGGAGUUAUUGUUCUACACCAAAUCUGAUGAGCCAAGGACGGCCCGUGACCACUCUGUUUCUUAUGUCUCCAUGCGAGGUAUACAGGCAUGCUGA
Giardia duodenalis is the source of this 858-nucleotide messenger RNA. RefSeq names its product Cell motility MEMO family protein. The coding region runs from base 1 to 858 and encodes 285 amino acids. NCBI's taxonomy places the organism in Eukaryota, Fornicata, Diplomonadida, Hexamitidae. The transcript has a single exon. The record is from RefSeq and is a predicted model, not a curated record.